Molecule: messenger RNA, 2069 nt
Organism: Rhododendron vialii
Lineage: Eukaryota; Viridiplantae; Streptophyta; Magnoliopsida; Ericales; Ericaceae
Exons: 6
Coding region: 32-1789 (585 amino acids)
Source: RefSeq, a predicted model, not a curated record
UUUCAUAACCCCCACCCCCAAAAAAAAGAAGAUGCAAUGUUCGAAAGAAACACUCGUUAGGUUGUUCUACAACGUCUCCAGCUCCUUCCUCCUCCUCUUCCUCUUCUUCUACUUCACCUCCCUUCUCCUUGCCAAGCUCCUCCACUUUUGUGGCACCCCUAUCCUCCAAAGAAAUCAGGAUGGAUAUGACUUUGCCAUGUUUUCUGAGGAGGAGGAAGAAGAAGAAAGUGGACAUUUUUGCAACGAGUACAAAGAGAGAGGUGAUCAUCUGGUGGCCGACAUAAUUCACGGUGGUGAAUCACUUGAGUUUUUACCGCCCAACAAAAACUGCCCAAAGGUUGUUAGCUUUAGAGAAGAGGCGGAGAGCUAUUUUGAUCCCAUCUAUGAAGAAGAAGAAGUUGAUCAUGUUGAUGAGGAGGAGGAGGAGGAGGAGGAGGUUGAAGACGAGAUUUUGGGAAAAAGAUAUCAGAAUAUUAAUGAUUCUAUUUCUAUUGGCAAUUCUGCUGAAAAUGAUUGUGGGAGCACCAGACCGGCGGUCCGGGUCCAGAACAAAAGUGAUGACUUGGUCACUAAGUUUGAAACCCAUCAAGGAAAAAUAAAAAAUACUAAGGCGAAAUUUGAGAAAGCGAGGACAGAAUUCACAAGGGACGAGAAAUUUUUGAGUUUUGCACCACCAAAAUCGGAAGCAAAGAAGAUACAAGCUCAAGGGAAGGAUGGUAUUGAUUAUGAAGAGAUAUUUGGGGACUCAUGUACGGUUGGAUCAACAUCAAAGAGCUCUUCUGAAUGGAGAAGCUCCAUCAAUUGCAGGGAUUCGGGUACAGAAGAUCCAUUUUCAUCUUCGUCCAGACGAAGUUGCCCAAAAUGGGAGUCUUACACUGUCUUCCAAAAGUAUGAUGAAGAGAUGCUCUUCUUGGACAGAAUUAGUGCACAAAAGCUCCAUGAAACAGAGUCACUGAGAUCGAUACAGGCCUGUCCAAGAUCAGUAUCAGAAAGGAUAGUUUACAAGUUAUCAUCAACAAGGAAAAAAAGCUCAACGGGUACGUAUCGGAACCCGUAUAAUGAAUUGGAGGCCGCGUAUGUCGCUCAAAUCUGUUUAACAUGGGAAGCUCUGAAUUGGAACUACAAGUAUUUUCAGCGGCUCAGAGCAUCGCGCCGUGAUUCUGAUCCGGGUUGUCCUGCCUAUAUAGCCCAGCAAUUCCAGCAAUUCCAAGUACUUCUACAGAGAUAUAUAGAGAAUGAGCCUUAUGAUCAGCAUGGAAGGAGGCCUGAAAUUUAUGCUAGGAUGAGGAGUGUGGCACCUAAGUUGCUCCAGGUGCCCGAAUAUCGAGAUUCGAUCGAUGAAGACAAAGAGGAGAGUCUUGGCUCAAGAAUUCCAUCAGAUUCAUUUCUCCUGAUAAUGGAAGAAUCAAUAAGAACAUUCAUGAAUUUUCUCAAAGCAGAUAGGGAGAGUCACUACCGAAGGCUGGCAGCUUUCUUUAGGAGAAACCAAAGAGGUUCCGUAGAUCCGAUUCGUCUUCUCCUCCUAAAGAAACUAAAUAAACAGAAGAAAUUGAAGCUUAAAGAUGUUGGGCGGACUCGGAAUUGCCUGAGAAGGAGGAGGUUAAAGGAGGAGGAAGAGAUGGAGGUUUUGAUGGCUCUAAUAGACACAAAGGUGGUUUCUAGGGUUAUGAGAAUGACUGAUCUAACUGAAGAACAAUUGCAGUGGUGCGAUGACAAGAUGAGGAAAGUGAGGGUUGCUGAUGGGAAACUGCAAAGAGAUUCUUCACCCCUUUUCUUUCCUGCUCAUUGACACCCGGCCGGCCCCACCACCCCCACCCCCACUAGUAGAUUAGUGGAUAUCCCUAGCUAACACACCUUUUUGUAUAUACUGAGAGAUGUAAAGAACAAAAAAGUGCUGCAUAUAUACGUACGUUGCAUUUUUAGUACAGUAAGAAAAAUAAACCAGGAAAUGGAAUUUGUGGCCGGAUCGGACUAGAAUAUUCAUUGUGCAUGUAUUUUCUACAAUAUUGUAACCGGCAUCAUAGUAUUUUUGAAUGCAGACGAUAUAGGUUGGUUUAGAUUAAAGUCAA